This is a messenger RNA of Aspergillus luchuensis, 1275 nucleotides long. RefSeq lists its product as uncharacterized. The record is from RefSeq and is a predicted model, not a curated record. Bases 1 to 1275 code for a protein of 424 amino acids. NCBI's taxonomy places the organism in Eukaryota, Fungi, Ascomycota, Eurotiomycetes, Eurotiales, Aspergillaceae. The transcript has 4 exons.
AUGGGUCGGACCGUCGACCAGGAAGUUCACGCGGCGUUCGUCGAGUUCCGCGCCAAGGAAGACGAUAAGUGUCUUUCCGUCCAGUGUAUCUACUGCCAGCAGAUUCGCGCAAAGAACACCUCACGCCAGAAGCAGCACCUGCUCGAGUGUCCCGGUCUCCGCGGCCACACCAACCCCCAGGCCCAGUCCCAGUCCGCCCCCUCUGCCCCGAAUGGCAUCGCCGCUGCCAAUGGAUACCCUCCCACCCCCAAUGGUGCUGCGGCCACCGCGCCGGGUGCUGCUCCUGGGCCCGGUGCUCUUCCGACUCCCAACGGUCCCAUGAUGUCCAACGGUGUCAAUCCUCAUGCUACCCCGAUGCAGACGCCAUUGCAGAACAUGCAGAGUCGCGCCUCUCUCCCAACAUCAGGCCCGGCCGGAACCGCGUCCACCGUCUCUGCCACCCAGCAGGCAGCUCGUGCCACUCCCAAAGCGAAGCCUAAGAACUCGACCUCGAACCUUCCUGCCCCUCCCCUCGAUGACGUUCAUGCCGCGUUCGUGGAGUUCCGUGCCAAAGAAGAAGACAAGGUGAGCGAGGACAUGGCCCGCGUGUUGCCCGAUAGAACCCUAUGUCUGACAGGAGACCCCCACCAGUGUCUGUCCGUUCAAUGCAUCUAUUGCCAGCAGGUCCGCGCAAAGAACACCAGCCGUCAACGUCAGCACCUGUUGGAAUGCCCCACCUACCUUAGUGUUAUGAAAGAUUCGAUCCCCGCAAACAACCUUCUUCAUACCUUCCCCGAAGGCGACGUGGCGCGUUCCCUGCAGAUCCCCGCGCCUACCCUGGAGCUGGACUUCCGCAUGAGCAUUAAGAUGAACCCGAAGGUGUCGGUAGGUGAGAGUAUUUGGGGUCAACGUGACUGGGUAACAUUCGUCGGUGGUCAGUGGGCUGGUCGAUGGGGUAAGGGUGUCGUUCUGCCUGGAGGACAAGACUCGCAGGUCGUGACCAAGGAAUCUUCUACACACCUCCGAGCGAGCUACAUGCUCCAGACCGCCGACGAUCCCCCCGCAUACAUUGUUGUCAAGACCAACGGCUGGUUGACCGGAGCCAAGGACAUUCUGGACAAGGUUAACGACCCCGGUAUGGCGGAUAGUAUCAACCCCAAUACAUACAAAUAUCGCAUCAACUUGAACAUGGAAACUGGAGACGAACGUUACGCGUUUUUAAACACUCUGAUGUGGAUUGGAAGUGGCUGCCGCAGGGGCCACGAAGUCAUCUUUGAUGCAUUCCGCGUCAACUAA